AUGUAAUUUCAAUACUGGAGUCAUCGCUAUUAGAGUUUUGUACCAUUCGCUGUCAGGUGUGAUUCUGCCACUGAAGUCAUCGCUAUUGGAGUUCUGUGCCAUCACUAUUGAAUGUGAUUUCGUCACUGAAGUCAUCGCUAUUAAAGUUCUAUGUGAUUUCCCUGCUAAAGUCAUUGCUAUUGGAGUUCUUUGUGUUAUCGCUGUUAGAGUUUUUUGUGCUAUUGCUAUUGG
Ambispora leptoticha is the source of this 231-nucleotide messenger RNA. Lineage: Eukaryota; Fungi; Glomeromycota; Glomeromycetes; Archaeosporales; Ambisporaceae. The record is from the annotation of a GenBank genome assembly.